This is a messenger RNA of Artibeus jamaicensis (Jamaican fruit-eating bat), 3527 nucleotides long. RefSeq names its product nudix hydrolase 4 (gene NUDT4). The coding region runs from base 384 to 929 and encodes 181 amino acids. The transcript has 5 exons. NCBI's taxonomy places the organism in Eukaryota, Metazoa, Chordata, Mammalia, Chiroptera, Phyllostomidae. Gene Ontology annotation, biological process: diadenosine hexaphosphate catabolic process; diadenosine pentaphosphate catabolic process; adenosine 5'-(hexahydrogen pentaphosphate) catabolic process. The record is from RefSeq and is a predicted model, not a curated record. Gene Ontology annotation, molecular function: bis(5'-adenosyl)-pentaphosphatase activity; diphosphoinositol-polyphosphate diphosphatase activity; bis(5'-adenosyl)-hexaphosphatase activity. Gene Ontology annotation, cellular component: cytoplasm; nucleus.
GCCGGUCGCGGCAAGUGAGCGUUCGGUACUGCUACUUCCAGUGGUGUUGGUUGUGGCGGCAGUGGCAGCGGCACAGGCAGCAACGACAGGAGGUAGCCGAGGUAGCCCAGGCGAGCGGGCGGCGGGCUCCAUGGAGUGCGGUGGACGUCGGAGCAGAGGCGGCGCUUCCUCCCCGACACACGGGCUUCAGUGAUCCGCGCUCGCGCCCUGCCUCGCGUCGGAGCGGCAGCCGUCUCCGUGACUGACCGGCUCCUCCCUGCGCCGCCGCCUAGCUUCCCGACACCCUUGCGCCCAACUCGCCCUGGUCCCCACUCCCCGGCGGAGUGGCGGCCGCCGGGCCACCGCAGCGGCGUCUAGAGCAUCAGCGGCCAGAGCCCGCCUCUAUGAUGAAGUUCAAGCCCAACCAGACGCGGACCUAUGACCGCGAGGGCUUCAAGAAGCGGGCGGCGUGCCUGUGUUUCCGGAGCGAGCAGGAGGACGAGGUGCUGUUGGUGAGCAGCAGUCGGUACCCAGACCAGUGGAUUGUCCCAGGAGGAGGAAUGGAGCCUGAGGAGGAGCCUGGCGGUGCCGCUGUGAGGGAGGUGUAUGAAGAGGCUGGAGUCAAAGGAAAAUUAGGCAGACUCCUGGGCAUAUUUGAGCAGAACCAAGACCGAAAGCACAGAACAUACGUUUAUGUUCUUACUGUCACUGAAAUAUUAGAAGAUUGGGAAGAUUCUGUUAAUAUAGGAAGGAAAAGAGAGUGGUUCAAAGUAGAAGAUGCCAUUAAAGUUCUCCAGUGUCAUAAGCCUGUACACGCCGAGUAUCUGGAGAAACUGAAGCUGGGCUGUUCUCCGUCCAAUGGAAAUCCCACCGUCCCUCCUCUUCCAGAUAACAACACCUUGUUCGUAACUGCUGCACAGACCUCUGGCUUGCCGUCCAGCAUCAGAUAGAAAGGAAGGCCCUCUCCCACCAUGUGCAGUCUCACAAGGGAGAGGCUUCUUUAUUUUCUUGGCAAACAUCUGAAUGACGCUUGCAAACUGUCUGAAUUUGCCAUGCAAGGUUUUCAAACAAUUUGCAUGUUUUUCAGAUGCUUUCAAAUCUUUUUUUAAUAGUGUAAAAUAUUUUAAUAAGCCAAAGCCAUGUGGAAUUUUUUUUUAGAUGCCUUAACUGUGCCCCCGACCCCACCUCACCUUCCCAUUAUUUUGGUUGUCAUUUUUUCUGUUUUUCAUCCAUUUGGUGUCGGUCUGUGGUUUCUGUGAGAUCACCUUACUUGUGAGUGUGUUUGCCUACCACCAAAUUCUUUUCUCAUUCCCAGCAUUAAUGUAGGCAACAAGUCCAUCUGUUGUGGGGAUUUACCAAAAUCAUUCUCAGUAUUAAAGAAAUCUAUCCACCUGAACUUGUUUCAUAGGAUCACAAUUUUAUUUCACAAACUCUGUAUCUGGACUAUUUCUGUAUGGCCCAGUAACUGUUUUGACAAAGGGCCUAAUUUGCUAUUUUCAAGAAUUUGUUACUCAUUCAUCUCCGUUUUCACAACUGGUGUUAUAUCGCUAGCAUAAGUCCCCUGUUCCUCAAUAGCCCUUUAACACAAAAUUUUGAUUGAGUCAAGGUGGCGAUUUUUAGGGAGGUAUUAUAAAUAAAAUGCAUGUAGCAAAUACAGCAUCUUGUGAAAUCUGGUUUCAUGGAAUUUGAGAUAGCACACCUGUUGCCAAUUCCUUUUAUCCAUAAUCUCUCUUUAUAUGGAAUACCUGAGGACCAAAUUUUCCUCAAUGUAAAUUGCUUUUCAAAACUAUAUUUUCAAUUUUUGAAUUUAGUGACAGGCACCUCAUCAGUUAAACUUACCGGUUACCAAUGGCCGCACCUAGGUUCGGAGCCUGUGGCCUCAGAACGCCAGUCAGUGAUGACUGUGUCGCAGUUCAAAUGGCCUUCCUGCUGUUCAGCUGGUACAGACUUAGAUUGUUAGGGCACCUUUAGAACCUGUCAUCUCUUACAGAUUGUUAAAGGGUACUAUUUAUCAUAUAGUAACUUGGGCACUGGAAUAUACCUGAACUAAGAAUUAUUUUUGUCAUAUACUUGUCUUUAUACAUAAUAAAAUCAAGAAUCCUAUCUAAAAUACGUAGGUACCUUGUCUGAAACUCCCAUGCUCUCCCAGACAAACCAGAAAUGAGAUGAGCAGAAAAAUUUUUGAGUAAGAUGUGGGUGGGGGAGAAGGGCAAGGUCAUUCUGUAUGUAGACAUUAACUUUUGUAAAUAUUGUGACUGGUGAACAUAAAGUAGAAAGUAAGUGUAGUUAUACAUUCGUUCUACAAAUUGUUAACCUUAAAAUGUAUAAUUGCUGCUAAAAAUAGAGUGCUGUUACACUUAAAUUUGGUGCCACUUUCAAAAAUGAUAUCUUGUGCCAUAAGUGCAGCUGAACUAGAUAUGAACAUUAGCUCACAAAUUAAUGCUGUUAAAGGAAUGAGCAAUUUAACCAGUGACAUUUCAUUAUAAAUUAUGUGGUGUGAUCAAACAUGAUCAUCCAGGAUGUUGUUUUUUAUAUUUUUCUUUGUAUAGAGGUUAUGUAUUUAGGGUGUUUUUUAAAAAACAUUUUAAAUCCCACAGAUUGACACUUUCUAUCAAUCUUAAAUGGACUAAAGUUUUUGGUCUCAGUGAUCUCUGGAAUUUCUUUAAAUUACAUACUUAACAAAGCAGAGAAACUGGAUUGUUUCUGUAUAUAGGACUGUGUCCACCUGAAAUGCUGUCACAAGUACUUGGGGGGGAAUGGUAUCUUGUACAUGAUAUUCUUAGAGUUAACAAUGCAUGUACCUGUUUUAUAAACUCUUAGACUAUGUAUUUGAUCUGUAAAAUAUGUACAGUAUUAAUGUCAGCCACCUCUUAAAAGUGAGCCUAUAAAUAUUGCUGUAUAAUUUCCUUUGGUCAGAAACAUUUGGAUGAAGUAGUGCCACUCAAGUCGGGAUUUCUUCAGUGCCAGUUAGCAAACCGUCUUCAGUCUAUGCAAUGAGCAGAAAUUUGUGUAAUGCAACAGGAUAUUUACAGUCGUUACAGUUUAAAUCUCAAACAGGGUGUUCUUCACUAUUCUUCCGAAAUCCAGUCUAGCAAAAUUAGAGGAAGGGCCCUAAGGGUUUAUUUCUGUUCAAAGAGUAAGCCCACAUUUUCAGGCUCAACAGUUGAAUCUACUACAAAUAACAAAAAGUGUCUACUAUCUCAACCCUCCAAAGAUUAGUGUUGGGACCGUCAUUUGUGCUCUCUGUGGGGUAGCUGGAUAAAGUUGGACAGAUAAAAUUGCAGUCCCAUUGACUUGCAGACACCAAGUAGCAGCUGUUCUGCAUGUUGUUGGGUUUUUGGUUUUUGUAAACACAUGAAAUUUUCCAACCAGACAUGUCAUUGAGUUAGUUCUUCAGUGUUAAUUUGACAGUUGUAUAAAGCAGCAAAACUGAAGGGGCUGGUGAUUGUUGUAUACACUUUGAAUUGCUUUGCAUGGUCUCAUUUGAGAUUAUUGGUGUAAGACUUUUUUUUACAUUUGGAAACACAAAUAAAAAUGGAAAUAAAUGA